This is a messenger RNA of Scleropages formosus (Asian bonytongue), 4790 nucleotides long. RefSeq names its product protein SOGA1-like. NCBI's taxonomy places the organism in Eukaryota, Metazoa, Chordata, Actinopteri, Osteoglossiformes, Osteoglossidae. The coding region runs from base 1 to 4206 and encodes 1401 amino acids. The transcript has 12 exons. The record is from RefSeq and is a predicted model, not a curated record. Gene Ontology annotation, biological process: regulation of autophagy.
AUGGACGGCGGCUCGAACCCGGAGCAGCAGCCCCAGCAAGCGGCUGCCGGCGGUCACGCGCCCGGUCACGGGGCCCCGGUGAAGAAAGUACGGGUAUCCAGGCGCCACGGGAAGGAGGCGAGACCCCCCGCGUGCGCGGCAGCGCGAGGCAUCCCACUAGCGGAGCCGGCCGCGUGCGCCCGGAGGAAAGUCCCCCACCAUGUCCAUGUCCCCCGCGUCCAGGGCAAAGUGUCCUCCCCAGACAGCAGCUCGGAGGACAGCGGAGGACAGUCCGCGGACACGCGCACCCCCGGCAAGCCGGACAGGGAGACGCUCGGCGGGGGCGCGGAUCUGGGGCUUGGGGGUCGCGGUGUCCCCCUGACCUCGAGUGACCUCACUGGGCGCCUCGGGGACGCGCAGCAGCAGGAGGAGGAGGAGGAGGAGGAGGGGGAGCAGGAGCUGCUCAGGGACCUGGAGGAGCUCAGGUCCGAGAACGAGUACCUCAAGGACGAGAUGGAGGAGAUGCGCGCGGAGAUGCUGGAGAUGCGAGACGCGUUCCUGAAGGAGGAAGAGGGACAGCUGCAGGAGCUGCGGGCGCAGCUGGAGGGCGCUCGGCGCACCUGCCGAGUGCUGCAGUACCGACUGCGCAAGGCCGAGCGCCACAGCUUGCGUGUGGCCCACAGCGGACAGGUGGACAGGGAACUCGUGGGCACCUUGGAGCAGGACGUCAAGGUGGCGCGGGACGUGUCCGUGCGGCUGCACGCGGAGCUUAGCAGGGCCGAGGAUCACUGGAACCGCCUGGAGCGCGAGAACCAGGAGCUGCGCGAGAAGCUGCUGGACCUGGAGGUGGCCAACCAGGUGCUCAAGGAGGAAGUGGACAAGGCACGGGAGAACUCCUUGAGGAAGAGAGGGCUGCGCUCGUCCACCAAAGCCGACAGGAAGUCCUCGCAGGAUGACAUCGCCGACCUCAAGUGCCAGCUCCACUUCGCCAAGGAGGAGUCGCUGCUCAUGUGCAAGAAGCUGACCAAGACAGCCAAGGAGAGUGAGGCCAUGAGGGAGGAACUCGCCAGGUACCGCGCGCUGUACGGCGAUGUGGACACACCCCCGUCUGGGGAGAUGACUGCCGGAAGCCUUUACACUCGCGAGGCUGAAGUUAAAGUUCACCUGAGGCUCGUGGAGGAGGAGGCCAACCUGCUGAGUCGACGGAUCGUGGAGCUGGAGGUGGAGAACCGGGGCCUGCAAGCAGAGAUGGAGGUGCUGAAAGAGAAGGAGGCGGGGCUGGGGGCUGACAGCAUGAGGGAGCUCAAGAAGCACCUGCAGUUUGUGGAGGGGGACGUGGAGCUGGUGCAACGCUCGAUGGCAGAGCUGCAGGAGCAGAACUGGGCUUUGAAGACCAGGCUUGGCCGAUCCCGAGCAGAGCUGGAGCUCGAGCCAAACUCCAACACCUUCUCCCGGGGAGACGAGGAACCGCUCGAGGGUGGGAUGCAGUCAAGGGCCCAAGAUGGAAACCUGCCCUCCCACAUUGAUAGAAGACCCCCUCCCCUUGAUGGGCCUGGAGCGGGCGAGCAGGAGCUCCUGGUGGGGGAGGAGAGGAACGCGCAGAAGGACUGCUGCUGCCCCAGCAGCCUGAGGUCGACGGACCAAGAGACCCUGGUGGCCGUCCGAGAGCAGGCCCACCUUGUCGGCACGACCAUCCGACUGCUGCUCAGGCCUGGACCGGACAGCACUGGCCCCUUCUGGCCAAGAGGCCUCCUGGCAGGGACACUAGCCAGUAGGCUGGAGGCUCUACAGGUGCUGCUGCUUGGCCUCCUGGAGGGGGAAGAGACACCGGGCAGCUGUGGACGGAGGCAGGUGGAAGGAGCCGAGCGUGAGAGCGCGGGGACACCAGUCCCACCUUUGUGCCGUCACCACGAGCUUGUCAAAGAGGCAGCCGCCGAGCGAAAGGUCCGAGGUCAGGAGGCGAAGACAAACCAAGCGCUCCGAGGGACUGGACUGGAAGCGGAGGCAGAGGAGACAUGCACUCAGAUGCUGUCACUGCGACUGCGGCACCAUGACAGUAAAACCCUGGAGCUCAGGCAGGAUGCGCAGCUGCUCAUCCUCCGGCUGCGCUGCUUCCUCAAGCAGUGGCGUAAGGGCCAAGCGAGGGACCCUGGCAGGAAGGAGAGCCUGCAGGUGGGCAGUGACCUGGGCAGCACUCUGCAAGACCUGAAAGGGGCGUUACGGGACCUGAGUGCCAUCCUGCACAAAGAGUGUCAGGGGUCCCUGGAGCACAAACAGCAGUUUCAUGACUCUAAGACCACCUGGGAAGUGGACAGGUCAGAGCUCAGGAGAGAGGUCCUGCCGGAUGCUCACCCCCAGCUGGAUUCCAAAGACACUGAAGCAGAUUGUCUGAAUGAGGUGCUGCAGAGGGGGUGCGAGGAACACACGCGACCCGUGGUGGCUGAGCCGUGCAUUCCCAUUACGGAGUCAUUCCAAGAGCAGUGGAUGUGUGAGAAGAUGGAGCUGUUGGACCGACUGUGUCAUGAGCAGAACCACUUACAGGCAAAGCUGGAUGCACAGUUUCUGCAAAGAAAAACAUCUGAGAGAAAAAGCUCUUUGGAAACAGAAGCACAAGAGACAAACUCACAGAGGAGGAAUUGUGCAGUUUCUCCCCAGUUGGGCAAUGAGGGUUUCCCAGACAGCUCUGUAGACCAUCGAGCCAAAGCCGAGGGAAGCAGGAAAAGAGAGGACAGCGAGCGUUACCCCUUCUUUGCCCACACUGAUCUCGGCUCGAUGAGUGGAAAAAACUGGAUGUACCUUACUGAGGAGGCUGGAGCGCUGAAGGGAAAUGAGCCAUUCAAGACCUGGGAUUGCCCAUCGUGGACCAGCACCUUCCCGGACCUGGAUCUUGGACACGGGUGGGUCCGGAGGAGCUGUACCGCGCCCGACAAGUCCGGCCUCCGUAUUUACUACAGCCCGCCCGGCACGCGUCGCAUCACACCACGGCCAACAAGUGAAACUGGGAAGAAGGAAGAGGAGAUGGUGGCAAAGAGCGAGGAGUUCAAGUCUCUGUCCAACUCCACUGAGUCAGUGGACAGCACGGGCACCCUAACCAUAACCUUUGAGAACUGGAUCAACCGGCUCUCCGAGCAGCAGCGUGAUCUUUUGGAGAAUGGGUCGGCCAGCCGCACCUCAGGGACCGGCUUUCCUCUGCCCUUCGAGCACUUGGAGAUGUCGGGCAACCUGAGUGAUGACAUGAAGGAGAUGACCUACAGCAUGCGUCAGGUUGCUCGACCCGGCCCCCUGGAGAGCCGGCUCCGUGAUGCAGCUUGUCAGACAUCAGAGGAGGAGGACACCGGUGACCCAAAGGCUCCUGUGCCUCUGCUGGUGAGUGUGGGGCUGCAGACGGAAGCUCCAUCCUCCAGCACGGCCACUCAGAACAGGAAGAGCUGGCCACCCCGGGUCUCCUCACUGGGCACUGCUCGUGUCCGACACAUUUCCGUCUCCCUGGAGAGGGUCCCAGACCGUAGCAAGAGGUCUAGGUGUGGGUCACCAAAGCUGCAGCGCCGGUUAGUCUGCUCUUCCUCCACCUCCAGGUUGGACAGCGGCCGGGAUCAUUUGGGCCUCUGGGGCCUUCCGCAGCGGGACACGAGUGCUCCGGCAUUGACCCAAUCCACUUCCGCUCAAGGCAGUCCUUCUGGCCCCUUGAGCUCAGUGGCUGAAGAAGCACGCACCGUGGUAUCCAACAAGGCUGCCAACAAGGCUGCCAACAAGGCCAGCUCUGCCCAUAAGUAUGGCAUCGUCCAAGAAUUCUUCCGGAAUGUGUGCAGCCGCGGGCACGCGCCCACUCUGGGCGGCCGGCAGGAGUCAAUGAAGACUAUGGUAUCACCGUGCGGUGACCGCAGAGUGCUAGUGGAAGACAAGAAGGCAGAGCAUCCUGCCUCUCGAGCCACGUCACUGGUCAGGUCCAACAGCUUCAGCAAGAUUGUCAACAAGAGGCUGACAAAUCAGAGCCCCAGAGAUGAGAGGGGUGGGGCCAGCCGUGCUCCUCACACUGCAGAAAGGACAAUGAGCGGCAGCACUCUCGAGGAUGUGGCGUGUGACUGCACCUCCCAAUCCCUGACCUCCUGCUUCUCCCGGUCCUCGCGAUCGUUCUCACACCACACCCCGGGGCAGUGCAAGCCACGCCCCCCGGAGCCCUCCAUCACAUUGACGACAGUUGAAAAGGAAAAGCUGAGCCAGGACUGACAGGGAAACAGAAGCUUCCUCAACUGGUGUCCUUCUUGUGAUCUGUAGGGUUAACUGGUAAUCCAGAAGGGACCACAGACUCCGGUUAUCUGCCACUCCCAAGUUUAGAAGGAGAGACAUUGUGGUCAACAGAGCCGGCCCAUGGAGUUCCACCUGGGACCACCAAGGUUUCUCAGACAGAAGCACAGUGUACGGGUCACCUCACCUGCAAGAACGGCCGAGUGCACAAAAUAGAGUUGCAGUUAGGCCUGGAUGGUUAUAAUUGCGUUUUGUUAUUCUUAGGUUAUUGUGCUUAUCAUAUACUUCUUGUUUUUUCUCAGGCUACAGGGUAGCAGCAUCACUUAGCAGCUCCAGGGCUAUACUUUCACCUGCUUGCGGUCCACCUUUCUUCUAAUCCAGAAACAAGCAGAAUUACUGACUCUGAACAUGCAUGUUGUGUCUCGCAUUUGAUAUUUCUGCAAAUGAGAAGCCAGUACUGUAAACGUAAGUGAAAAAUGGUUUGUGUGUAUCUCUGAAAGCUGUUGCCUUAGACGCCAUCCGAGUUGUUUAAAAUAAACAUCAAAAACACAGAACUGCAGCUGAGC